Bacillus rossius redtenbacheri is the source of this 1905-nucleotide messenger RNA. RefSeq names its product zinc finger BED domain-containing protein 5-like. Bases 509 to 1519 code for a protein of 336 amino acids. The record is from RefSeq and is a predicted model, not a curated record. NCBI's taxonomy places the organism in Eukaryota, Metazoa, Arthropoda, Insecta, Phasmatodea, Bacillidae. The transcript has a single exon.
UAUAAGCAUAACAGUGUACAUUCUAUUGCAUUUUGGUUUUGUUUUCAGAAAAUGCCGCCUAAGAGAAAAUAUGAUAAUAGUUACAUUAAAUUUGGAUUUACUUCGAUAGAAAGUAAUGGAGAAAUAAAACCACAAUGUGUUAUAUGCGCAACUGUUCUCGCAAACGAAGCCUUGAAGCCAGCGAAAUUAAAACGUCACCUAGAAACGAUUCAUCCAAAUUUUUCUGACCGACCACCAGAGUUCUUUCAAGGAAAAUUGGAGAAUUUAAAAAAAAAUGAAACUCGGGCCUAGUGGUACAAGAUAUGCAUCAUCAGAAAAAACAUUAGUAGCAUCGUUUGAGAUAUCGAAAUUAAUAGCACAAUCAAAAAAGACUCACACAAUAGGAUAAACUCUUGUGAAACCUUGUUUGAUCAAAGCCGUCGAAGAAGUUUUAGGGUUAGAAGCAAAAAAAAAAAGAAUACAAGAUAUACCUUUGUCGAACAACACGGUGAAAGCUAGAAUUGAACUCAUGUCAAAUGAUAUCGAGGAGCAACUUGUUUCAAGAAUUAAAAUGUCGCCAUUCUUCGCUUUGCAGUGCGAUGAAUCCACUGACAUUUCUAAUUGUGCUCAGUUACUCGUUUUUGUCCGCUUUUUAGACGACGACAACAUAAUCAAAGAAGAACUGUUGUUUUCUCAGGAACUGGAAAUGACAUCAAGAGGUAUCGACGUCAUGAAUAUAAUAAUUGGAUAUUUCCAGAAAUAUGGCAUUAUGUGGGAAAAGCUAGUCGGUUUCUGUACGGAUGGUGCUCCUGCGAUGUUAGGAUCACAUUCCGGGCUAGCAACGUUAAUCAAACAGAGGAAUCCGUCAACAUUAACAUCGCAUUGUAUCCUUCAUCGCCAGGCGUUAGCUUCCAAGACUCUUCCUAAAUGCCUUAAUGAUACAAUGAAAUUGGCCAUAAAAGUAGUAAAUGUCAUUAAAAGCAGUGCCAUAAAUUCACGCCUUUUUAAAAAAAAACUGUGCACUGAAAUGGACUCCAACCAUGAGAAUCUCCUCUUUCACACAGAGGUUCGUUGGUUGUCGAAAGGCAAUAUGCUGGAAAGAUUAUACGAGCUGAGAGGAGAGAUUGAGUUGUUUCUAGGUGAGAAAAAAAUGGAAGACUUACUAGUACAGUUUUCUGAUUUGACAUCCCAGAUGCAUUUGGCAUAUCUUGUGGAUAUUUUUACACACUUAAAUAAGUUGAACUUGCAAAUGCAAGGUUCAGGAAACAGGCAAUUAGAAGGCGUUGCAAAUAUUUUUAAUUUUGAAGAUAAACUUCGUGCUUUUAUUUGCAAACUUAAGUUAUGGAUUAGUCAAGUUGGCGAGGGCAAUUUUAGUGCGUUUGCAACAUUAAAGGCACUCCUUGACGACAAAGAGUAUGUCAUGUUUAGGGAAAGCAUACAAAAAAAAACAGCAAAUGUCAUUUGCAAAUGUUGGUUGAUGAAUUCAACAGUUACUUCCCAGAAUAUAACAAUACAGAAGCUAAUGUGGACCAAAAACUGAUACGCAACCCUUUUGGCACUAACGCUAGAGAAGUUGCAGAAGAAAUCCAAGAAGAACUUAUUGAAUUACAAAAUGACAGGAACUAUAAGGACGCUUUUGAAUCUGAUUCUUUGGAGACGUUUUGGUGUAAGAAAGCAAUUUUAUAUACUAAAAUUCGAGAAAUCGCUUUGCGCUAUCUUAUGCUUUUCUCAACAACUUAUUUAUGCGAACAAGGAUUUUCUGCAUUACUGAUCAUUAAAAACAAAUCCAGGAAUCGACUGAAAGUAAGUGAUGACAUGCGUGUAGCUUUGAGCAAAAAUAUUACCCCAAGAAUUCAAGAUCUUGUACAGAAGAUGCAAGCUCAAAAAUCUCAUUGAUGCAAACUGAAUUGUGUUCUAUAAAUAUAU